UGGAGAUAAUCGGUUUCUAAAUCAGCAGAUGUUAAGAUAAUUCAAUAUCCAAAUAGUUAAUCUUUCUUCGUAGUCAAUUAGAGAUUUAAUCGUCAAUUAAAAAUGAAAAUAGGGCCUUAUUCGGGUGUGGCGUUUUCAUUUCCUUUUACGGUUAUCUGCACCGUUUUUCUUUUAUCCGGUCUCCAAAUCGGGACUUGCAGCUGGUGGACAUGACUGAAAUUUUCGUAGAACGAAGUAUUUUACAGUCGAUAUAAUCCAAGGGUGGGUUCAGCUGAGACUGAUUACUUGUUCACCCCCGUUUCAUGACGCACCAAAUAAUAGCAUAUUUACAAGGCCGGUCUAAUUGCAAGACGGGUUUUUGCUCAACAUUGAUAAUAAGGUUACGGGCGUCACUGGUCAACCUGCCAACCAUUGCGAGUCCGCAUUGAACCCAUUAUUCGAUGAAUUAAGAAUGAUUUUUUAGCUCAGUACAACUUCGGAAAUGUUUUGAAAAACUACAUUGCGUUUUUCCAUAUUGUUACAAGGUAUAACCUAGCAAUCGAAAAGUGUUUCAGAUACAGAUCGCAACGCAAAUUUGGAUUUCUUGAAGGGUGCACUGCAUGGAUCUUCGUCUCUGCCUUCAGGGAAUUUUCGAUUCAAAAGGAAGGGCUUCACGUGCCGGCCGGCUCGCACAUUUGCCUGUUGAUUGCUCACUUGGACGCAUUUAGAAAGCAUUUCGACAGGAAAAUAACAUGAAAAUGACUGAUAAAAUGAAUUGAAGGCACAAUCUUGGAAAUAAAGCAAUGGGAGCGCUAAAGACAGUUGGUAACGUCUGGUUUAAGGCAUUGUUUCGAAGGAAAAAGCUCAACCAUUCAAGCCAGCCUACAUUUGGCCUAGCUAGGUGCCUCACCACUAGUCAUCUGAUAUCUUUGGGAGUCGGCGCCACUCUUGGAGCCGGCACGUAUGUUGUCACCGGUCAGGUGGCGGCAAAUAUCGCCGGACCAUCAGUCACGAUUUCAUUUGCCAUUGCAGCAUUCACCUCUAUAUUGUCCGGGCUGUGCUACGCCGAGUUCGGAUCGCGGGUACCCAAAACAACAGGCAGUGCGUAUACUUACAGCUAUGUCACCGUUGGGGAAAUAUGGGCCUUUGUUAUCGGCUGGAACUUGAUUCUUGAAUACAUGAUUGGCACUGCAGCGGAUGCUGCUGCCUUAUCCGGUGCAUUUGACUAUGCCAUUGGAUACAGGGUGCGGAAUUUCACAAUAACACACAUCGGAUCAUUCAAUACGCCCUACAUAGGGGAAUACCCGGAUUUUUUAUCGUUUAUCUUCACUAUUAUCGUGACUAUAAUUUUAGCUUGUGGUGUCAGAGAAUCGGCCCAGUUUACCUCGCUGUUUAAUAUUUUCAAUGUGUUAGUCGUUAUCUUCAUUAUCAUCACCGGCUUCUUUCACGUGGAUAUCAAGAACUGGACAGAAGGCGACGGCUUUUUUCCAUAUGGCGGAAUGGGCGUCUUGUCAGGAGCAGCGACCUGUUUUUACGCUUUCGUUGGCUUUGAUGUCAUAGCAACAACAGGCGAAGAGGCGACAAAUGCACCGAAGUCCAUUCCAAUAGCAAUCGUUGCUUCGUUACUGAUAGUUUUCGUUGCAUAUUUCGGCGUUUCGUCGGUAAUUACACUUAUGGUUCCGUACAAUUUACUAGACAAACAUUCUCCAAUCCCUGAUGCAUUCAAGCAACGAGGACUUCCUUGGGCUAAUUACAUAAUAUCAAUAGGUGCAAUUUGCGGACUGUCCUCUAGUCUGCUUGGCAAUCUGUUCCCGUUGCCGCGAGUAAUCUUGGCCAUGUCCCAGGAUGGCCUACUUUUUGAAUGUUUCGGGAGAGUCAACAAACGGACUGAAGUGCCAGUGAAUGCCACUGUGUACCCUGGAAUUCUCACGGCAUUUUUCGCAUUGUUAUUUGACCUUCAAGAACUUGUUGAAAUGAUGAGUAUAGGGACGUUACUGGCUUACAGCCUCGUUUCACUUUGUGUGUUGAUAUUGCGCUAUCAGCCGGAUGAUCACAUUCAAAGAUCCCACGAGGACACUGAGGAGCAGCACGAAGUGAUUGCCGUUGAAACAGUUGACAAGAAAGAGACUUUGAGCAAGAGUCCGGUUAAAGAAACCGAAUCAAAUGUUGCAGAAAUACAAGCUUUUGAUACAUUCUCAUAUGAAGACAGAACUGAGGACAGUGAAAGUUCUUUUUUGCUAGGGGACUCUAAAUUAACGCCGACUGAAGGAAUAGAGCCAUCAGAAGACAAAGGGCAUGAUAGAUCAAAAGGACCUUCAAGAUUUACAGGAAGGAUAGCCUCGUGUUCAUCCAUCCUGUUGUUGCUAUGGUUUUUCGGCUUCAACAGCACGUUGAUAUUCGCAUUUGAUGAAAUUUUGGAUAAGAGAGUCUUGUAUUUAACUAUUCUAAUUAUUUUCGGAGUGUUAAGCAUCGGGACAAUCUGUGUGAUUGCAUCAAUGCCACAAUCGAAGACUAAGAUUGGCUUCAUGGCACCUUGCAUCCCUGGAAUGCCGAUUCUAGCUAUAUACUGCAAUAUAUUUCUAAUGCUGCGACUUUCCAUGAUAACUUGGGUUCGUUUCGGUGUGUGGAUGCUUAUAGGUGCUCUAAUUUACCUCUUCUAUGGAACAUGGUCCAGCAAGACAGGAAUUCAAAAUGCAAAAGAUGAGAAAGAGCAGCUGAGCGAGUUAAAUUGAAGGGCCUGGCAUCUUUCUUGGAUGGAGACUUUUGUAACCAUGGCUAGUCCAGCGCACAGCUCAACUAGCUAUAGGGCUGAUCCUAGGAAUAAACUUUAGCAGACUUUCCUCUUGGGUACCAAACCUUUCCCAACCUAGUAUCACACUGAAAACGUUUAGCAGUAAAGAAUUUCACAUCAUAUACUAUUUGGGGCCUCCAACAACGCCCCCUCCCUAGUUUUUCCAAACAACGUUUUUUUAGCAAAUCUUUUGUUAUCAGUCUUGAAUUUGCCCUUGCUCUACCCCACUUCCCAAUUUGCGUUAGCUGGUCACUGAGAUAAAUACGUUGGUGGUUUGUUUGCCCUCAUGUCUAAGAAACAGAACUCUCAGAAAUUGAUUCUUUAUCAAGGACUUUCAAGACAAUUCAAUAUCGAUAAUUUGAAAAACCCAUUAAACUGAAAUUGAAUUUUUCUUGCUGUGUGCUCGAAUAAAUUAGCCAAAUCUAGAUCUUGAAAGUUUUUUUCCAAUCAUAGAUAUGAACCAAUGAAUUAGAAUAUAAACAAAAUCAAUGCUGUAUUAAAUAAUAACUUAAAACAACUGAUGUAUUUCUUUAGUAAUUUCAUAAAAACUGACAUUUUUAAA
Molecule: messenger RNA, 3332 nt
Organism: Rhopilema esculentum
Lineage: Eukaryota; Metazoa; Cnidaria; Scyphozoa; Rhizostomeae; Rhizostomatidae
Product: high affinity cationic amino acid transporter 1
Biological process (GO): transmembrane transport; amino acid transport
Cellular component (GO): plasma membrane
Molecular function (GO): amino acid transmembrane transporter activity
Source: RefSeq, a predicted model, not a curated record